Messenger RNA from Paramecium pentaurelia, 612 nucleotides. Lineage: Eukaryota; Ciliophora; Oligohymenophorea; Peniculida; Parameciidae. The record is from the annotation of a GenBank genome assembly.
AUGAAUUUAAUAACAAUAUUAAAUUACUAGAAAUAACUAUAAAAAUACAAUCAAGAAAGAAAUAAAAAAAAACUUAAAAAUUAAAAGUAACAAAUAAAAUGUAAUAACUAAAUAGAUAUAAAUUUAUAAAAUAUAGAUUUAUAUAAAUAUCAAAUUUCAUAGAAAAUUGAAGAGCACAAAUUAUUGGAAAUUCCCCCAAAUAAUUUACAAUCAUAAUAAAUUUUUUAUGUGUCAACUUCAACUCAAACAGAUUAUAUAGAGGAUAAUGAAGAUGAAAUUCCUGAAAUCGAAAUUCGUAAAUUAAAACAUUCAUACGAAAAAUUAUUAAAAUUAGAAGAAUUAAAAAAAAAAUAUAAGGAUUGUAUUGAAAUAAAUUAAAUUGAUGCAAUUGAAUAAAUAAAAUAAUCAGAAUUUGAAAUAAAAAGAUUAAUGCAUGAAUUAGAUUAAUUACCAUAAAUAGAUUACAGAUAAGAUUUGAAACAAUAAUAAUAAGAGUUAAAAACUUUAAAAAAUCAAUAUUCAGCAUUAUAAAAAGAACAUGAAGAGCUUUAAUAAAGGAACACAAUGUUGUUAUAAAACCUUAAAGAAAAAUUACAUCAAAAAAAUCAUUGA